Molecule: messenger RNA, 1026 nt
Organism: Punctularia strigosozonata HHB-11173 SS5
Lineage: Eukaryota; Fungi; Basidiomycota; Agaricomycetes; Corticiales; Punctulariaceae
Exons: 1
Coding region: 1-1026 (341 amino acids)
Source: RefSeq, a predicted model, not a curated record
AUGAAUACUCCAGCCCCGCAGGCCGGAGAAGCUAUCGCCACCUCGGUCACCACUGUCACUUCCCUAACAACAGACGCUCGAGUCGAACUCACCACCGACACGGUCGCUUUCACUAUUUUCUCCACAUUCCCGUCCCCCGCGGUAACCACUUCUCGCUUCACCGAAGGACGGCAUGCAGAACUCACAACUUCGCUCGGGAAGGAGUCCGUGUCUACCGAAAUCCCAGCGUCUACAGCCGCUAAGGCUUCAAUGACCACCACAUCUACCACAACCGCCUCACUCGUCCUCGUUGCGACGUCUGCCGAGACUUCCUCAACCAUCUCUACUAUGGUAUCUCCCGGGACUGCCUCAGUCAUCCCCACUGCGAUUUCAACGAUUACGUCGUCCGCUUCCACCGUCCCGGGCCCAUCCUCUGUUCAUACUAUCGAUGGCAAUCGUGAAGGGCAGCAAAUGAUAGACGCAGGCAUAAUCGCAGGCGGGGUUGCGGGAGGCUUCAUUAUCUUUCUCUCGUUGGUCAUAGCAUUCCGCAGGUACAGGAAGCGAAGGAUGUCGCAGACACUGUCCAGAAGGCGCAGCGGACCGCCUGGGGACGACCGCCCUCAUCCGUUACCACUCCCCGCCACGGCCUGGAGCGCUCCGGAGAGAGCGCGCAGAUGCUCUCGCAAACGGUCCCUGUUCACCGCCCCCAUUUGCGCGCUCAGUCGCAGGCUGAGUGCCGCCCGAAACGCUCCCAGUGGCGCUCAGCGAGCCGAACGUCCUCCCGACAAAGCGUCCCUCGCACCCCCGGAAAAUGCGCCGCGUACCAGUAUACGAAGCGCUGUCUCAAUGCUACUCUCGUUGUUCCAGCGGUCGAGCGAAGAUCGUGACAGCGCGCGGGACCUGGAUCCGGCUCUGAUCGAGGCGCUGCAGCGCACGGUCGAGCGUUACCAUGCGUCACGCACUUCGGCGGAAGAGGACGACGAGCAGCCUCCUCCAUCCUAUAUAGAGGCCGUCAGUCGGCGCGUCUCUUCGCAGUUUUCCUCGUGA